UUGAAAUGUUCCUCGGUCAUCGCACAAACUAAUCUCUCUCUCUCUCUCUCGCCUUAUCCGUUAUAAUUCAAAAUCCCACUUUCUUAGCCAUUCCUUUUUGAGUUUUUCUCCUUUCUUACUAUAUGCGCUGAGAAUCUUGAGUUCUCGCCUCUUUAGACGUUUUUUCUUCCUUUCCGGUCUCUCAAGUCAUUUCUUUCUCUUGUAGCCGUUUAGUUAAGUCAAUGGGUACUUGUCUAAGCAAAAAGAAACUCUCUCCUCCUCCUCCUCCUUCUUCUUCGUCUGUUAAUAAUAAAAAUGCCGUGUUGAAUCACUCGGCACAAGCAAGUGUGGUAGCAGUACCAGCACCAGUAGAUCCCAACACUUCAAACAGAUCCAAAAACGACAUCCAACAAAAAAACCAGAUUCAAGAAGAAGAAGAAGAAAAAAAAGAAGAAAAAGAAGAGCCACCUACCCAGCAGGUGAAGAAAGAGAUCUUCCUCAUCAAACAUCGCAAAAGCCAUGACGACAGAGACCACCGAAACUCCGCCAAAAACCCACUUGAAGACUCUGAAUCUGCUCCUGCACCUGCUGCUGUUGUGAGGACUUCCAGCUGCACCAAAGAGGAGGUGGACGCCAUUCUCAUCCAGUGCGGGAGGCUCAGCCGCAGCUCUUCCGGUAAAGCCGCUUCCUCCUCCUCGGCUUCUCGCUCCCGAAAGUACUCCGGAUCCAAGAGGAGCUACGAUUUCGACAACAACCUUGUCGAUGACGAUAAUGACGGCAUCGUAAAUGACGAAGGAGCGGCGACGGUGGAGGAGAAGCGCCCCCGAGAGAGGCAGCGCAGCCACCGGCGUUCGUCGCCGAGGGGCUCGCCUUCUCCUCAAGACAGCAGCCAGAACCAGCAGCAGCGCUCUUCCAGCCGAGAAAGGCGGGUCAGCCGAUCUCCUGGAAGGCGCUGCUCGGCGGAGACUGCUGCGCCGUCUAGUGGUAAUGCUAAUAGGCCAGGAAAGAUGGUUUCGGUCCCAGCCACGGUUUCGUCAUCUUUGGUGAUGGACAAGAGCAACAACAUGGACUCCGCUGCCAAUGCCAAUAGCAUCAAGAGAAUUUCGGUGAAAAGAAAUGUGGGGGAGGCAGGCUCAAGGGGUGCGGCGUCUCCGCGUUCUCAGUCGCCAGCAAGAGGAGGCAAUGGAAAUGCUAAAUCCUCCAAUGAGCCACAAGCGCAGCCAUCGCUUAGCCGCAACUCGUCGAGAAAGGCAGAGCAGUCGCCAUAUCGAAGGAAUCCACUGAGUGAGAUUGAUCCCAACUCCUUGUCGUAUCCAAACCCUCACAACAACAAUGGUAACAAUGGCAGGGCACAAUCCAAAAGCAAAAGAGAGACUUGUGUUCCUGAGGAAGAUGAAAACAUCCUUGUCAAGGAACUCCCAACUCAGGCUCAGAAACCGAAUGCGGAGACUAAUUAUAGAAGCAACGGCAGAGUUUCCGCAGAGAACAAGAACUCACAACCAAAGCAAGCAAUGGUAGAGACAACUGUGGUGAUCUCUGGUGCUGAUAACAAACCACAACAAACAUUGACAAGAAGCAGGUCCUCUAGGCGAUCCCGAGACCUCGACAUCAACCCUGAAACUCUACUGAAUCCGAAUCCUACACCAUCUUAUACUAGACUACUUCUUGAGGACAUCCAGAACUUCCACCAGAAGAACAACAACGCCACUACCGCAGUGGUGUCCCUCCCGCCGUGCGUUAGCAAGGCCUGCUCCAUCCUCGAAGCUGUGGCAGACCUCAACUCCGCAACGGGUUCCAACCUGUCCUGCUCCGCCUUUUCGGAAGAUCAAUUUAACAAGGGAACCAAUAACGCCUACAGUUCUCUGUUGGGACCUGCUAAAGAGCCUUUUGUGGAGUCGGAAGUGAUUGUUGGCAGCGAUGACUUGACGGAGCCGAGUUUCCACAAGUAUGUGACGGUGAGAAGAGGUGGGGGCAGCGGUGGACUAGUAGUGGAUGCAGAGGACCAAGAAUCCUCAGGAAGCAACAGCAUUGCAGGUGGCAGCCAGAUACAGAACUGGGUGUUAUCAUCCUCUUCAUGGGAACCUAAUUCGGCAGAUUCAACGGAUUGUUCGACUUCAAGGUCGAACAAUAGAGAGGAAGAGAGUUUAAGUGGAAGGAUGAGCGAUUCUCACGCAGUUCAGCCGCAGCGUAAUAAAGGGAUUGGGCGGGGCAGGCUUGGCUCCGCCAAAGGGCUUCACGCAGUUCCUGUAGUUGCAGCAGCUGCAUCAACGUAGUACUAAUAGUGCUCGUAGUUCUCAGUUUGCUAAAUUUACUAGUGCUUGUUUUCUAGUUUGAUUCUUCUUCUUUUGGCUUUUUAGAGAAAACACUCCUGUGUGUUGUUGUUGGCUUCUUGCAAACUUGCAACAACCAUUUUUAAAUCAAAAGCCAUUUGAUUUGACCUUGGUGUUUCACAUUUGCUUUUCCAGACUGGCUUGGUAACUUAUGAAAUGUCUAAGAACGAAAUAAAACUUGCAUU
Messenger RNA from Morus notabilis, 2494 nucleotides. RefSeq lists its product as uncharacterized. The record is from RefSeq and is a predicted model, not a curated record. Lineage: Eukaryota; Viridiplantae; Streptophyta; Magnoliopsida; Rosales; Moraceae. The transcript has 2 exons. Bases 222 to 2252 code for a protein of 676 amino acids.